Messenger RNA from Didymella exigua CBS 183.55, 440 nucleotides. RefSeq lists its product as uncharacterized. The transcript has a single exon. The coding region runs from base 109 to 354 and encodes 81 amino acids. Lineage: Eukaryota; Fungi; Ascomycota; Dothideomycetes; Pleosporales; Didymellaceae. The record is from RefSeq and is a predicted model, not a curated record.
CCAUCAAUUAGUAAGCAACUAAUUGGCCUAAUGGCCCAAUGGCAAGGCGCUUGACUACGAUUAUCCCGUUAUCAAGAGAUUCCAGGUUGUAAGUAAAGACACGUUCCAAUGCCCCGCGUUCGAAUACUGAUACGCCCCGCUAGCGACCCCUGGUUAGGUCAAAAAUACUUCCUUUUUGCCCGCAGAUGUCUCAACUGCGUCUUUAGCUCACGACUUCUUCCCUUCUUUAGCCAUGGCGCCUUCUUUUGCUCCCAAGCUCUGGGACUCUCUUUGCUUCUGUAUAGUCGUCUCUUAUUGCCCUAUAGUCUCUUUAGCUUCUUGUCGCAGCACAUAUCAUGCCUAUUUACCAGCUAAUUUAGGGGUGCAAAUGUAUGUACAUUUUGCCUCUAUUUUGGCUGCAACACUUCUGAAUAUCAAUCCAGCCUAAAAUGCACGGCUAU